This is a messenger RNA of Pieris brassicae (large cabbage white), 1467 nucleotides long. RefSeq names its product UDP-N-acetylglucosamine--dolichyl-phosphate N-acetylglucosaminephosphotransferase (gene Alg7). The transcript is spliced from 5 exons. NCBI's taxonomy places the organism in Eukaryota, Metazoa, Arthropoda, Insecta, Lepidoptera, Pieridae. Gene Ontology annotation, cellular component: membrane. The record is from RefSeq and is a predicted model, not a curated record. Gene Ontology annotation, molecular function: UDP-N-acetylglucosamine-dolichyl-phosphate N-acetylglucosaminephosphotransferase activity. Gene Ontology annotation, biological process: dolichol-linked oligosaccharide biosynthetic process; protein N-linked glycosylation. Bases 280 to 1467 code for a protein of 395 amino acids.
UCAGUGCUUCUUAAUUUGACUUGAAGGUCUCGUUAUAUAAUAAAAAAUAUGUACAGUACAGUCUCGUUAUAUUCAAAAGUAUUUUCUUCACUCACACUUCAUAGCAGUUAGCACAGAUUGUUAUUAUAAAGCGACAUUCCAGUAGAGUAUGAUGCACAUAGAAGUUAGAACACUUCAACAAUUAACAGUAUGAUCAACGCUAGAUUAAAUAGUGCAUACAAGUUGAAAUUGAUAAAAUUAAAAAAGCAUUAAGCUACCCAGAUAAAGGUUAAGGUUAUAAUGUGGACCAUAAUCGUUAUAAUAAUAUUUUCCGUUAUAGCCUAUUUUAUUACUGAUAAUUUAAUACCUAAGUUAAAGGAUUUAUUUAUAAAUGCCGGCCUCUAUGGUGUAGAUUUGUGUAAGAUCUCAAAGGAGAAAAUUCCAGAAGCAAUAGGAGUUGUUUCAGGAUGUGUAUUUUUAGUGACAAUUUUUCUAUUCAUACCAAUAGUUUUUGGAAAUAACCUUAUUGAUACAAGACUUUUCCCCCACAAUGAGUUUGCAGAGUUAUUGGCAGCUUUGUUGUCAAUUUGUUGUAUGUUGCUCUUGGGUUUUGCUGACGAUGUAUUGGAUCUACGGUGGAAAUAUAAACUUCUCCUGCCAACAGUAGCAUCUCUUCCAUUGCUGGUAGUUUACUAUGUGAACUUUAAUUCAACAACAAUUAUUGUACCAGUACCAUUAAGACACUUUUUAGGAAGUUCGGUAAAUAUUGGAUUUCUCUACUAUGUAUAUAUGGGAAUGUUGGCAGUUUUCUGUACCAAUGCUAUAAAUAUUUUAGCUGGUAUAAAUGGUCUUGAAGUAGGACAAUCUGUAAUAAUUGCCAUGUCAAUAAUAAUAUUUGACAUUUUGGAACUUGGUGGAGAGCAGCAAAAGGCCCAUACUUUUUCUUUGCAUAUAAUGAUUCCAUAUCUUGCAACAACACUAGCACUAUUAAAACACAAUUGGUAUCCAUCUAAAGUAUUUAUUGGUGAUACAUUUUGUUAUGUAUCUGGGAUGACAUUUGCUGUGGUUGCUAUCUUAGGUCAUUUUAGUAAAACUGUUCUGCUUUUUUUCAUUCCACAAAUAUUUAAUUUUAUUUAUUCUACACCACAGUUAUUUCAUAUCAUUCCAUGUCCAAGACAUCGUCUUCCCAAAUAUUGUGCAGAGACUGAUGUAGUUGAAGCAAGUCGAACAGUCAUAAAAAAAAAUGACAUUAAUGUCAUAAGCGGAGCUUUAUUGAGAAUUUUGUCAUUAUUACAUCUAGUUAAUAAGUUAGAGGAUAACCAAUGUAUAUACACCAACAAUUUAACUUUAAUUAAUUUAUUUUUGAUUAAACUUGGACCAAUGUCAGAAGCUAAACUUACAAUGUGUCUUUUAUUAUUUCAGUGUUUAUGUUCAUGUUUAGCAUUUAUAAUAAGAUAUCCAAUGGCUUCAUAUUUUUAUGAUCUAUAG